Messenger RNA from Syngnathoides biaculeatus (alligator pipefish), 1701 nucleotides. It is a transcript of the gene trim35-13, whose product is annotated as tripartite motif containing 35-13. The record is from RefSeq and is a predicted model, not a curated record. Lineage: Eukaryota; Metazoa; Chordata; Actinopteri; Syngnathiformes; Syngnathidae. Bases 487 to 1701 code for a protein of 404 amino acids. The transcript has 6 exons. Gene Ontology annotation, molecular function: protein binding; zinc ion binding.
CAUUUCGCCUCCCAAGAAAUAAAUCCCCACGAAUCGUUAGGUGAGCCGAGAGAAGACGGCCGGUGCUGCGCUCGGCCGUCUUUUUCAUCACCCGUCUCAGAUAUCCCAGCAUCAAAUAUUCCGGCGUCAUCAGUUCCGCCCUCCGGCCGUCCUGCCCCGACACACGACCUGGUGAGCAAAGCCUCAUCGUUCUAUUUCGAAAUACGGUGUUUAUUCGAGAACGUCCAACAGGCAUAGUCGAACAAGGCUGGCCGACAUGAGAUAUGCCCGCGAGAGCUGGGGUCUUAACACUUUAUUUCGGGGCUUAAAAACGGAGCUUGUCCCGUAUUGGGAGGGGCCGACCCCUCUUCUCGCUCAUGGACGCCGGACCGGCUCACUUAGAGGGUGACCUCUUCGGUCCAAAUCCGUAAGCGGCCACACCGGCUCUCUCGCAGGCUUCCCAGAACGACAGCUGGCCGGCGGCGGCCCCGUAUUCCCUUUCCCUCCAUGGAUCAGAUGGUGCUGGGGAGGGCCCGCGAGGCCUUCGGGUCAGGCGGCAGGCGCAAGAGCGACGACAAUGCGUGCAGCGAGCACGGGGAGAAGCUCACGCUCUUCUGCUUGGAGGACCUGGAGCCCAUCUGCGGGGCGUGCGGGAAGGCGGCGGACCACCGAGGGCAUCGGCUCUACCCCCUUGGCGAGGGGGCCCAGGACUGUAAAGAAGAGUUGAAGGGUGCUCUGCUGCCAUUGAAGGAGAAGUUACAGCAGUACAAGCAGGCCAAAAUUGUGUGCGAGGACAUGAAGGAGCACAUUAAGAGUCAGGGCGAGCAGACGGAGAGGCAGAUCAAGACGGAAUUCGAGGCGCUGCACCUCUUCCUGAGGGAGCAGGAGGAGGCCAGGCUGUCCUCGCUGAAGGCUGAGGAGGGUCACAAGAACCUGAUGAUCCGGGAGAGGAUCGAGGAGCUGGACCAAGAGGUGGCCUCGCUCUCCAACGUGAUCCGCCUGGUGGAGCAGGAGAUGCAAAUGCAAGACGUCCCCUUCCUCAAGAAUUACAAGAACACAAUAAGGAGAACCUGGAUCAAUUCUUUCGAGCCCGAAGAGAUGUCCGGCGCUCUGAUUGACGUGGCCAAGCAUACUGGCACCCUCAAGUACCAAGUCUGGGAGAAGAUGAUGAAAAUCGUCAAAUACAGUCCCGUCAUCGUGGAUCCCAACACGGCCGCCAACUGCUUCAUCCUGUCCGAGGACCUGACGUCGGUGCAGAACACCGCGGAGACCUUCAAGCUCCCCAACAACCCGGAGCGCUUCGACAUCAGCGCCGAGAUGCUGGGCGCCGAGGGCUACGCGUCGGGCCGCCACAGCUGGAGCGUGGAAGUCAAGGACAACACCUACUGGGUGGUGGGCGUGGCUAGCGAGUCCAUCAACCGGAAGGGCAAGCACGUGCUGACGCCCGCCGAGGGCUUCUGGACCAUACGCUUUCGCAACGGCGAGCACAAGGCCUGCACGGCGCCGUGGGAGUCGCUCAACCUCAAGGCCAAGCCGGACACCAUCAAAGUUCUGUUGGACAUGGACCGAGGCAAGGUGGCCUUUUACAGCCCCCCAGAAAGGGAGCCGCUGUACACCUUCACCGACGUCAUCGCGCCCAAGGCCUUCCCUUACUUCUGCACGGCCUGCAAAGAACACCCGCUGACAAUCCUCCCCGCUAAACUGACUCUUUCGACCGACUGA